AUGACCCAAAGACAACAAACGUGGCUAAUAACCGGCUCCUCCUCCGGCCUCGGCGCCUCCCUCGCCAUCGCCGCCCUAAAAGCAGGCCACAAAGUCCUCGCCACAGCGCGCAACCCCACCACCGCAUCAGCCCAAAACCCCCAAAUCACCUCCCUGGGAGGAAUCUGGAUCUCCCUCGACGUGAACGACCCUUCCACCCCCAACAAGAUCCAAUCAGCCAUCAACACGCACGCCGACGGCAUCAUCGACGUAGUCGUCAACAACGCAGGUUACUCCCUCCUAGGAAGUAUCGAGGACAUGAGCGAAUCGGAGAUUGAAUCCCAAUUCAGUACGAAUGUGUAUGGGCCGAUACGGGUGUUGAAAGGUGUAUUGCCUUUCAUGAGAAAGAGGAGGGCAGGCACGGUCGUCAAUAUUAGUAGUAGUGCGGGUGUGGAUGGGGCGCCGGGGUGUGCGGUUUAUGCGGGGUCGAAGUUUGCGUUGGAAGGUAUGACAGAGUCUCUAUCGAAAGAACUCCGUCCCUUUGGGAUCCGCGUCCUGCUUGUUGAACCGGGGUAUUUUCGGACCAAGUUCUUCAGUGCGUUUGUGCAGCCUGCUGCGGGGCUUACUGAGGAUUAUGUGGGGACGCCGGUGGAGGCGGCGCUGAAGUUGAUUAAGUCGAAGGAUGGGAAUCAGGAGGGGGAUCCGGAGAAGGCGGCGCUGAGGAUUCUGGAGGUGGUGAUGGGGACGGGGAUGGCUGCUGAUAUUACUGACAAGGGGUUUCUGAGGGUGGUGUUGGGGCCGGAUUGUUGGAAGAGGUUUUCGGGGAAGAUUGACGGGGUGAGGGAGAAUUUGGAGGCGAUGAGGGAGAUUGCGCAUUCGACUAGUUUUGAGGAGUAG
This is a messenger RNA of Aspergillus niger, 876 nucleotides long. RefSeq lists its product as uncharacterized. The record is from RefSeq and is a predicted model, not a curated record. Bases 1 to 876 code for a protein of 291 amino acids. The transcript has 2 exons. Gene Ontology annotation, molecular function: oxidoreductase activity. NCBI's taxonomy places the organism in Eukaryota, Fungi, Ascomycota, Eurotiomycetes, Eurotiales, Aspergillaceae.